Messenger RNA from Coregonus sp. 'balchen', 5056 nucleotides. Lineage: Eukaryota; Metazoa; Chordata; Actinopteri; Salmoniformes; Salmonidae. The record is from the annotation of a GenBank genome assembly.
CUGACAGUAGCUGUUCAGAAGUGGAUGGUGUGUGAAGGCAGCCAGAUCUCCCCAGUCUAGAUCUCUCUGCACUACCAUGAUCAACAUGUACCAGACCAGCCUGCCUCCACCACCGAUCCCCCCACGGCUAGACUCUGUCAAGUCAGCACCAGGACCGGGCCACAACAAACCUCUCCUCGGUUUCCUCAUUGGUAUGAUAGUGCUCCAAAUGCUGCUGCUACUGGGGGGAUUCACCUACCUGUACCACAAGGAAAACGAGGUAAGAACUCACCUUUCUAGAUAUGGUUAUAUGUUUAUUCGUUUUUUUGUGCCACGUUUCUUAGUGCCAAGUUCAAAACUAUCAUAGGUCAUGGAUACAAGUCUAUUUUUGUUAUGCAGUCUAUUUGUUGGUAACACUUUAUUUGGAUAGUCCAUCUGUAAGUGCUCUACAGACUCUACUAACCCUAGCUCUAACCCUUAUCCUAACCUUUAUUCUAAACCUAACCCUAACCUUAGCAAGCAGUUGCUUAUCAACAGAUAGUUUGUUGAUAGUAUGACCAUCUGUAGAGCAUCUACAGAUGAACUACCCGGACUAUCCAAAUAAAGUGUGACCCGUUUAAUUAUUUUAUAGCUGAAAUCUAUCUUGGACUCUGCUAGAGAGUGAGAUAUUGUUUGACUUUGACAGCCGUCGACUAAACGUGACAUAGUAAAGUGUCUCUUCAAAGAGCGAUGUGGUUUACUGAGCAAGAGCGUAUUUUUUCGACAUCUAAAGUAUUUCAGUGUCAACCUAGGCCUACUAUUCUUCAAGCACAGGAAACACUGAACCUCAGUUAUAAAACAAUUAAAAUGGGUUCAUGAGGACAUUUUCCAUGAUCAGAAUAAACAUUUAACAGAAACAUUUAGAAACAGCACAUGCUGCUGCUUAGUCCUAACAUGCUUCAUGAACUUGUCCUGAUGUGAACUUGAAAGACUGAAGUGUGAUCCUCCUUAAGCAGUGCUGAUAUUAAAUAUAGGGUUAACAUUAAUUCCUGCUAUGUUUGGGCUCAGUAUGAGGAGGACUUUGAACACAAGUACCUGGAUGACAUGAUCGUCCUGAGGAGACUUGGGGAGUGUGAGAAAGACAGCCAAUCAGUGCUGGACUGUAAGAAGCUUGUGGAGAAAUACAAAAACAUCAUAGCAAAGGUAAGCCGAGGUUGCUGAGACUCAAAUUAAGGUUUUAUGAGUAAAUUUGUAGAAUAAAAACUAUCCAGUUUUAACAGAUAAUUAAGCAAUACUAUGCUCUCUCUCUCUCCUCUCAAGGUCUCACAAGUGGAAGGAAAAGGUAUGUUCAAAUAUUUAAUUACAUACAGUGAGUUCCAAAAGUAUUGGGACAGUGACACAUAAUUUGUUGUUUCGGCUCUGUACUCCAGCACUUUGGAUUUGAAAUGGUACAAUGACUAUGAGGUUAAAGUGCAGACUGUCAGCUUUAAUUUGAGGGUAUUUUCAUCCAUAUCGGGUGAACCGUUUAGAGAUGACAGCACCUUUUGUACAUAGUCCGCCCAUUUUAGGGGACCAAGAGUAUUGGGACAAAUUCCCUUAUGUGAAUUGAAGUAGUACCAUUUUAAGUAUUUGGUCCCAUAUUCAUAGCACACAAUGACUACAUCAAGCGUGUGACUCUACACAUUUGUAGGAUGCAUUUGCUUUUUGUUUUGGUUGUGUUUCAGAUUAUUUUGUGCCCAAUCGAAAUUAAUGGUAAAUCAUGUAUUGUGUCAUUUUGGAGUCACUUGUAUUGUAAAUAAGAAUAGAAUAUGUUUCUAAACACUUCUACAUUAAUAUAAAUGCAACCAUGAUUACGGAUAAUCCUGAAUGAAUCGUGAAUAAUGAUGAGUGAGAAAGUUAGACGCACAAAUAUCAUACCCCCAAGACAUGCUAACCUCUCACCAUUACAAUAGCAGUGGAGGUUAGCAUUUUUCUGGGGGGGUAUGAUAUUUGUGCAUCUAACUUUCUCACUCAUCAUUAUUCACGAUUUAUUCAGGAUUAUCCAUAAUCAUGGUAGCAGCCACAUUAAUCUAGAAGUGUUUAGAAACAUAUUAUAUUCUUAUUUACAAUAAAAGUGACUCCAAAAUGACAAUACAUUAUUUACCAUUCAUUUCGAUUGGGCACAAAAUAAUCUGAAACACAACCAAAACAAACAGCAAAUACAUCCAACAAAUUUGUAGUCACAAGCUUGAUGUACUGUAGUCAUUGCGUGCUAGGAAUAUUGGGCAAAAUACUUAACUUUUGACUACUUUAAUACACAUACAGUUGAAGUCGGAAGUUUACAUACUCUUAGGUUGGAGUCAUUAAAACUCAUUUUUCAACCACUCCACAAAUUUCUUGUUAACAAACUAUAGUUUUGGCAAGUCGGUUAGGACAUCUACUUUGUGCAUGACACAAGUAAUUUUUCCAACAAUUGUUUACAGACAGAUUAUUUCACUUAUAAUUCACUGUAUCACAAUUCCAGUGGGUCAGAAGUUUACAUACACUAAGUUGACUGUGCCUUUAAACAGCUUGGAAAAUUCCAGAAAAUGAUGUCAUGGCUUUAGAAGCUUCUGAUAUGCUAUUUGUCAUCAUUUGAGUCAAUUAGAGGUGUACCUGUGGAUGUAUUUCAAGGCCUACCUUCAAACUCAGUGCCUCUUUGCUUGACAUCAUGGGAAAAUCAAAAGAAAUCAGCCAAAAACUGUAGACCUCCACAAGUCUGGUUCAUCCUUGGGAGCAAUUUCCAAACGCAUGAAGGUACCAUGUUCAUCUGUACAAACAAUAGUACGCAAGUAUAAACACCAUGGGACCACGCAGCCGUCAUUCCGCUCAGGAAGGAGACGCGUUCUGUCUCCUAGAGAUGAACGUACUUUGGUGCGGAAAGUGCAAAUCAAUCCCAGAACAAUAGCAAAAGGACCUUGUGAAGAUGCUGGAGGAAACAGGUACAAAAGUAUAUAUAUCCACAGUAAAACGAGUCCUAUAUCGACAUAACCUGAAAGGCCGCUCAGCAAGGAAGAAGCCACUGCUCCAAAACCGCCAUAAAAAAGCCAGACUACAGUUUGCAACUGCACAUGGGGACCAAGAUCGUACUUUUUGGAGAAAUGUCCUCUGGUCUGAUGAAACAAAAAUAGAACUGUUUGGCCAUAAUGACCAUCGUUAUGUUUGGAGGAAAAAGGGGGUUGCUUGCAAGCCGAAGAACACCAUCCCAACCGUGAAGCACGGGGGUGGAAGCAUCAUUCUGUGGGGGUGCUUUGCUGCAGGAGGGACUGGUGCACUUCACAAAAUAGAUGGCAUCAUGAGGAAGGAAAAUUAUGUGGAUAUAUUGAAGCAACAUCUCAAGAAAUCUGUCAGGAAGUUAAAGCUUGGUCGCAAAUGGGUCUUCCAAAUGGACAAUGACCCCAAGCAUACUUCCAAAGUUGUGGCAAAAUGGCUUAAGUCAAGGUAUUGGAGUGGCCAUCACAAAGCCCUGACCUCAAACCUAUAGAACAUUUGUGGGCAGAACUGAAAAAGUGUGUGCGAGCAAGGAGACCUACAAACCUGACUCAGUUACACCAGCUCUGUCUGGAGGAAUGGGCCAAAAUUCACCCAACUUAUUGUGGGAAGCUUGUGGAAGGCUACCCGAAACGUUUGACCCAAGUUGAACAAUUUAAAGGCAAUGCUACCAAAUACUAAUUGAGUGUAUGUAAACUUCUGACCCACUGGGAAUGUGAUGAAAGAAAUAAAAGCUGAAAUAAAUAAUUAUCUCUACUAUUAUUCUGAAAUUUCACAUUCUUAAAAUAAAGUGGUGAUCCUAACUGACCUAAGACAGGGAAUUUUUACUAGGAUUAAAUGUCAGGAGUUGUGAAAAACUGAGUUGAAAUGUAUUUGGCUAAGGUGUAUGUAAACUGAAUUUGUCCCAAAAAUGUUGAUCCCCUAAAAUGGGUGGACUAUGUACAAAAUGUGCUGUCAUUUCUAAACGGUUCACCCGAUAUGGAUGAACAUACCCUCAAAUAAAAGCUGACAGUCUACACUUUAACCUUAUAGUCAAGGUAUCACUUCAAAUCCAAAGUGCUGGAGUACAGAGCCAAAACAACAGCAAGUGUGUCACUGCCCCAAUACCUUUGGACCUCUUUGUAUAUUUUUCUUUACUUUACUUGCCACUCUACCAAGCUCACCUUCUGUCAGCAGAGAACCUCCUAUUCUGAGAGGGUGAAGACUGACUGACUGACUGACUGUCUGUCUGUUCUCCGUUUCAGCUGCCAAACUCACUGGGAGUGUGCCCUCGAAUGGAGCCAUGGCACGCGUGAUAGUCAAGCAACCUGUGGCUGACAGACCUCCUACAUGUAAGAGAUUUGACUUAUCAUGAUCAUUCUUGGUUUCUUUUUUUCCUACAUAAUUGUAGCCUCAAUUCAAGAUAAGAGAUUCAGUAUAAGGUUUUAAAACGCACUUACAGUCCACAAGGCCAGAACAGACGAUGGGAAACGCACAGUACUACGUAGAGCCAUGACUACAUACACAUACUGCAUACACAUGCUAACACACGUACACAUCGAUUAUGUAUUGUAGAUAUGUUGUAGUAGUGGGUAAUAAUGUGUUGUGAAGGGUAACGUUUGAAGCGUAUGUACAUUUCCUUAAUGUUGCUGGACCCCAGGAAGAGUAGCUGCUGCCUUGGCAUCAGCUAAUGGGGAUCCAUAAUAAAUACAAAUACUUAAAAAUAUUGUCUGGUUGUACAGCAAAGUAUCUGGAGUGGAACAUAGGCCACUCAGUGCUGAGGAACGUCCAGUACUUCAAGUCCAGCUGGCUGAAGGUUCUGCAGCCUGGAGACUACAUCAUUUACUCCCAGGUGGCCUUCUCCAAAUGGCACCCCAAAACCCUUUUGGCCAGCCGCGUGAAACUGAGGAAGGGGGAGGCUGGACAGGAGAAGGACCUCAUGACAUCCUACUGCAGCCUGGGGGACCAGAAUCAUACAGACCUGUGUACGGCCUUCCAGGGAGGAGUGUUCAGUCUGAAAUCUAAAGACCAGCUCUCUGUGUGGGUGACGGACCCCACCCUGGUCAACUAUGAGGAGGGGACUACCACCUUUGGAUUAUAUAAACUGUAG